Molecule: messenger RNA, 771 nt
Organism: Capsicum annuum
Lineage: Eukaryota; Viridiplantae; Streptophyta; Magnoliopsida; Solanales; Solanaceae
Exons: 2
Coding region: 1-771 (256 amino acids)
Source: RefSeq, a predicted model, not a curated record
AUGGUAAUAGUAAGAUCUGUUGUUGCUCUUGCUGCUUCUUCUGGCUGGUAUAUUUUUCAAAUGGACGUUCACAAUGUCUUUUUACAAGGUGGCCUUAAUGAAAAUCUCUACAUGGUUGUUCCUGAAAUUAUGGAUGAAGCUCUGAUAGUAGUGUUGGUGUAUGUUGAUGAUCUUUUAGUAACAAGCAGUACUCUGGUUCAUAUUCAAAAGACCAGAAAAAUUUUAAAGUCCAAGUUUAAGAUGAAGGACUUAGGAGAGCUAAAAUAUUUCCUUGGCAUAGGAUUUUUCAGAAGUAAGAAAGGGAUUUAUAUGUGCCAAAGAAAGUAUGCUCUAGAGCUGGUUUCACAAAUGGGAUUAUCUGGAAUCAAACCAGCAGAAACACCUCUAGAGUUCAAUCACAAACUCACUUCCUUAGAAUUUGACAAAGAAAUAAAGCCAAAAAAUCUUGCUCAUGACAAGUUGUUAGAAAAUAGAGGAGCUUAUCAGAGAAUUAUUGGAAAACUUAUAUAUCUAACCUUGACUAGAACAGAUCUUUUAUUUGUAGUACAAGCCCUUAGUCAACACAUGAAUGCUCCCAAACAGUCUCAUUUGGAUGCUGCAACUGGAGUAGUUAGAUACAUUAAAAGAACAACAGGUCUUGACCUUCUCUUGUCUGCAAAUGGUGAGUUGAACUUGGUUGUAUACUAUGAUUCAGACUGGGCAUCUUAUGUUGAAACUAGAAGGUCAGUAACUGGCAAUCUUGUGAAGUUUGGUGAAGCCUUAAUAUCAUAA